AUACAAGCCAUCCAGCGCAGCCAUGGUGCCAGUUCUCUGAUGAUUACACUUCAAAAUAAUUUAGGCCCAACAUCGGCCAAAUAAAAGUAACCUACCUCUGAUUUAAAAGUUUGCUUACAUAUCAUUGCUAUGGAAUAAAUUUCAGCACCAUUCGUCGUAGGAAAAAAAAUUGUUACGAUCUCGAAAACAGUAGCACGGAGAAAUCCAACGCCAGCAAGCCCGCAGCACAGUUACUUAUGCAGUAGAUAAUUUGUUUUAAAUGCUAUUGUUUUCGGUAAUUUGAUAUAAUCUUUCUAUUCAAAGAAAAUAUCUUUAAUCUAUCUUUAAUACUUGUUUUAGUUUUUAGUAAAGAAUAUUCUCAUAUUGCUUUCAUUAAGGUUAAUAUUUGCGGAGUAAUUUCAAUUGAAUAAUAAUUGUUGGUGCACAUCAAUUAAUUACUCAGUUGUGAUUUCCUUGCAAUAAGCUCACAGUAAAGUUCACUGCAACCUUGUGCUUUUAUUGUUAUUAUAGCUAAUAAAAUGCUUUGAUAAAGACAUGUGCGAUGAAAUAAAGCUUAAACAUAUUUAGUUAAACACACACUGUUUUCUGUGGAAGUAGGAUUAUGAUGUCAAUUACUAUUAAAGUAGAUACAGAUUUGAAAUUAGGAUUAUUAAUUUUAAACUGAAAAUUAAAAUAAAAUUUGCAAAAUAGGGGCAAGUGCGUGAAAAAGGUUUAUACAUGAUCUUCUGAACGAUAUACGGAAACCAACUGAAAUUUGAAUAACUUUGAUCCAAUUCAAGAAGCUACAUAACGACGUUCAACGUAGUACAGAAGUUCCACACUCGAUUGCUAAGCUACUUGCCUGUGAGGAAAAUUAUACUUGUCUGCUAGCUGUUGAUAUUUUUUAUGUGGGCUGCCUAGCGCAGCUGUUGGAAUUACAAAGAAGUUUCGUCUGAUUUAGGUGGCGUCGUUGUUAUUUUCCUGCUGCUCGGACCGUCGACACGGUUGUUUGUAUUGUCGACGGACUCGUUAUCGCCUCCGUUGCUUUUGCUGUUGUAGGCGAGAUUACAAUGUUUAUAUGGCGGAUGUCGUGUUCGUAGAGAGCUAGUGCUAUUGUAUACGGAAGAUAAGAAGGAGAGGAGUAUAGCUGGCUGGCUGAUAUUGACGGAGAAGAAGAUGGCGACUGUCGUCAUUGCAGCAGCAGCAACAGUCCUAGCAGCAGAAGACCCAGUAGCGACCACCGCCGAACCCCCACAGAAACAGCAUAAGCACGACUAUGAGCACAGGACAAGUUUCGACGAGCAACAACAAUUCCUUUCCUUGUCCAUAUUCCGUUCACCAUAACAGUGUAGUUCCGGUAAGGCAGUAAGCAUCGGGAAUAUGGUUAGCGCCAAGCAGGGUUACUCGCGUCACGGCAAUAAUUGAACUGCAACAGAACGAAGUAGGAUAGCUGUUCUACUAGAAGAUUGUGGUGAUUUGCGAGUCACUGUUCUGUUAAAGCGAUAGUAAGGGUGCCUGCUGGAGCUGAUAUUAUUACGCUUUCGGCGGGUCCCUGUCUCUCUUUUUCCAGUCCUGUCUCGGCGUUCGUGUAUUACGCCAAAAUUAUUUGUCUGAUUAGUGCCUACGAUAAAAAGACAGCUAUGCUAAUGAAUGCAAUCGGAAUGAAGGCAGAACAGCAACAACGGCGUUCAAAUCAUGCUUGUCGACUAAGUAGCAUUGAAUUGUUUAGUUUAACCUUCGUUAACUUCUCCUUGCAUGUAUAACUUGCCCGGGCUGUACUACUUCGUCUAAAUCGGAUAUCCUCUAAGCGAAUGAGGUGGACCGCAGUUACGCAUGCACAAAGUACAAAAACACAAGCAUAAAAAAACAUGACACGAACGUGUUGUGUCGGGCACGUCUGUCGAUAAACAAAUUGCUGCAGCCUUCUCGGCUAUUUCUACAAAGAAAAAGACAGGAGACAGACGAUUUUUCCAGGACGUCGCCGCCGUAAUCUUCAUUUAUUCUGUUCACUAGAUCGAAUCGAAAGAUUUUCACUGCCGUUAUUAUCAUCGUGUCAUCUUAUUGUCACCAGCAUAACCAUCAUCACCCGCUGCUGUGCUUGUGUGUCCGAACAUGUUCUUAACGGUGUUCCUAAAUACGCGUGCGUGUGUGCCGAUGUAAAUGAUUCAACUGUUCCAUCUACAAUCGGAUUUUACUAGACUGAAGAUAUAUAUCAAUUCAUAUAUAUAUAUAUAUAUAUAUAUAUAUAUAUAUAUAUAUAUAUAUAUACAUAUAUAUAUGUAUAUAUAUAUAGAUACAUUAGGUGAAAGAAGAAGCGGAAGGUAAGAAUGUUUAAGAAGAAUUGUAUGCGUUUGUUAGAACUCAGUGUAAUUCCAGGACAACAUUGUUACGUCAUAGCCAAAGAAAAAAGAACUUGAAUAACAAGGUUCUUCGACUUCUUAAUUCUCCUCAUUGCUCACUGCUUAAUUAUUCCAUUCCCACAUAGCCAGCGCUGUCCUGAAACGCUGUGCUGAUUACACACGUUCGGAAGUAUAAUAGCUAUGUGAACGUUUGGUAAAAAAGGCAGCCACCAAUCAUCACUGCCGAUGUCCUCUAAACAUCGACAACAGAGAAACAACGAUUCAGAAACAACAGUUUAGGGUACACAUCUGUGGCUACUGUUUUUUAUAUCCUAGUGGAGUGUUGAACGUCUCGUCGGAUAUGCUGAGUCCUAUAUUAAGUGCUGGAUUUUAUCAUUAGACCUUGUUAUAUCCUCCGGACAAAAGGAUCUCUCGCAAAAAGUGACGGCAUGCAUCCGUUAACGAAAGCGGUUCAGCUGACGUCGCCGCCUUGCAACUGCAACGAAGAAACUGUUACUCUUGUGUAGAAGGCCACAGCCACCACACCUCAGUGGUGGGCUGAGGGCCCUAAACAAAACACCGUCGGCCGUCGGCCGAAAUAGGCCGCGGCAGUCGGUGGUGGUAUGGACGAGCGCGUUCCCAUUAAUGGUCUUCCGCCCGGCUAUGCGUCUGGUCUGGGUUUGGGCUUACCGCCCCACCCCCUCACAAGCAUUGGCGGUGGUGGUGGUGGGAACAGGCCUCAGCAAGGUGGAGCUGCUUUUUCCUCUGGAACUUCGGCAUAUCACGGAGCUUCUGGUUUGCAUCACCCCACUCCGCUUGGCCCGGUGCCAACGAGUGCAGGCGCAUCUAAUAUCGCUUACGGGCUGGCAACUAGGCCGCAAACGCCAACCUCAUCGCAAACGCAACAGCAGCAACAACAGCCGCUAUAUGUUCCGGCCUUGUUGGCCACCCCCGGUCCGAUUUCGGCAACAGGACUUUCGUCAAAACUCGACUAUACAACGACGGGAGCACCGCCUUCCGGACUUACGCCAGUUCCAUACGGAAGCAUGACUGGUCUGCCAUCGGCAGGCCUUUCAUCAAGUUAUCCGAUGCCGCCUUUUGGUGGCGCGCCGGUGUUAUAUCACCCUUCUCCAACAGCGCCGAUGGCAGGGUAUAUUUCGUCAUCGUAUGCCACCCAGCAGGCAUUGUUGAAUGCACAAGCGGCAAGUUCUCUGGCUCUGCCACCUUAUUAUGGCCAUCCGGCAACACCUUCACCUUCUCCCUUGUAUUCUCCCGCUCCUUCGGUGGAUGGAACUUCUGAAGCUCUACACGCCAAAAUGUUGUCACAGACACCUACUUGCCAAACAGCCCUAACGGGGAGCUUUAAAAAGAACGCUCCACUUCAUUCAAGUCCAUUUCUAUCAGCAACUUCGACAUCGACGACAUCAGUCAUUCUCCCAGGCCACCUGACAUCUCCUCUACACGGCGGGAGUUUUCAAUCAAUGACACCUGGUGCCACACCGGGUGUCACACCAAGUCCUGCACCUCCCACGCCUUCAACACCUACGUUACAAAAGCCAACCCCUACAAAAGUUGUAAAAGGAGGUAUUAAUCCACUGUUCUCAGCCGAGCACCUGUUUGGCCACCAAUUGCACGCAACCCAAGUAGGUGCGCAAGGUCUUCAACCCAGCAGCGUUUUAACUGGUGGGGGUCACCAAGGGAUAUCACCCCAUUCUGGUAUAACUGGCCUGCAGGGGCUACCAGGGCCUAUGAUGCAGCCGCCUGGACCGGCACUCCAUUCUCCAGGUGGCACUGUCGUAAAACGGGAACGGACGAGUCCCGUGGUGAAGCGAGAAAGUCCUUCGCCUCUCGGCGUCGCACGUAACGGCAACGGAGGCAGUACUCUUACUUCAGGUUUCCCGGUGACUACGCUUCCUGCACCUACGCCAAUUCAUCCUACAGGCCCAGUCCUUAUUAAACCCAAACCAGAAAUGCCAGCUAAACCAAAGGCGAUACUUCCAAAACCACAGCCGGUAUUGGCGACUGCACAAAGUUACCCGUAUCGGCCUAUGAUGAAAAUAGAACCCACUUCUGUUGGGUCGCCUCUCUCCCAUGCCACCAUGCUCGGGCUACCAGUAAUGGCCGGUAUAUCUGGCUUGCCAAGUGGUCAUCCAUCCCAUCCUUCGACAGCGCUCUCAAACCACCAUCCACCCGUACUCGCGCAUCAACCAGCUGCAUCUCUUUCACAAAUGGCUUCACUUUCCUAUACAGCGCCCUUGUCUCAUCCUAGAUUAACAUCGAGUGUGACUUCGUCCUCACAUUCAUCAUCCAUCGGGCCAUUAUCAAGUCAUCCUGGUAUUUCCAGUGUAAACAACCACUUACCUCCGUCUGCUGCUGCUGCUGCGGCAGUUGCUUGUGUUUCAUCUUCAUCUUCGCCUGCACCCCCGCCUACAUCAAGUGCUGCCGCUGCAGCAGCAGCUCACGCGGCGUUUGCAGCCGCCGGGUACCAUCCGGCAUAUGCUGCAGCAGCGGCAGCAGCUGUUUUUCAUCAACAACACCAACAAGACCUGGCUAUCAGUAAUCAGCAGGUUGAAAACCAUCGACAAAUGUCGCUUCAGACAGGAGGGACUAUGUUGAUGCCUCAGCCUCGCAAUAGUCAUUCGAUGCCUCUCAGAUUACCGGAACCGUCAUUAUGUUCAGGAGGAAGAUCGUUCGUGUCUCAUCUGAGUUCACUGUCGAAGGUUAUCACGGCUACAUUUGGUCAACCCGAACAAAUGAGCAUAAACCACCAAAAGCUGGCACAGAUCAGUCAACAAAGUGUAAUAGCAGCGGUUGCUCAACAACACAAGGAGAUGGAGAAACGGAAAGAACGUGAACAAAAAGAUCGUGAAAAGAAGAAGGAAAAGCAAAAGGAUAGGACUAGCUGUGGCAGCACAAAUCGAGAAGUAAUUGUGAUCAAAGAAGAAAGCCAGGACGACAGCAAACAUGACGUGUUUAAGCAAGCCGCCUCAGCUUCAGUAGCAGGCGCUUCACUUAGCGCUUUUGGGUAUACGAUGACAUCUUCUAUGGCAACAAGUGUCACAACACCGACUCCUGCGCCGUUUAUGGACACAUAUUCUUCUCGCAGUAGGACGAGUACCCCGGCCACUGUUAUCGACAAAGGCGAUAGUAAGUCGUCAUCGGCGACCUCGCUGGCGACCUCUGUGGCCUCGUCUGCCGGCAGUCACGCUCAUCGGGAACGAGGUGAAAGCCCCAACCACCACCAGCAUCCCCACGAUGACCACCAGAUUGACAGCCCUGCGACGUUGCACUCAGCAACACCAUCGAUGUCAACAUCUUCAAUGGAAACUACUGCCCCAACAACAAAAAAGAAACGGAAGUCACUGUUAAUGCCUAGUCGGCAAGAAAACAAAGACAGCAAAUUCCAUAAGCACGGUAAAGACGGCCACUUAACGUCGGCAAUCGGCACUGGUGGCAGUGCCUCCAGAGGUAUAAAAGAUGUUUACUCAUUCGAGAGCGAAGGUGACGACACCACAGCGUCGCUUCCUGGCGGCCGCUCGGCACCAACGUUACCACAGUUUCGUAGUAAGCCCGUUGCGUUCCCCUUUGGCUCAACGAGUUCAGGAUCUCACCGCAAGAGGGCGUUAGUCGCCGAUGAGGUUGCGCAAACCAAAUUCCCCGCCGUAACGGAGUCGUGCGCGCGUGCAACGGUAUAUACGCGCAAAGGUGCGUACGACAUGUUUGAUUUCCUCGCAUCGCGACAUCGCCGGCCGCCGCGAGGAGAGCACGACUCUGAUGAUGAUUCGGAUGACGACGAUCACGGCGAGGAGGUGUCUAUGCGCCAGAGAAGAAUUGACAAGGAUCUUCAUAUGGUCAUGCAAUUCUACUCCCUCAAGGAAACGGCUCGACACACUGUCGGGGUCUAUAGAUCAAAGAUCCACCGUCGAGGAGUGUUUGCCAAACGCAUCAUCGAAGCUGGUGAGAUGGUGAUUGAGUACUCGGGUGAACUUAUUCGUGCAAUCCUGACCGAUAAACGAGAGAACAACUAUAAGUCUCGCGGCAUCGAUUGCUACAUGUUCAAGAUCGACGAAGAUGAAGUAGUGGACGCAACAAUGCACGGAAAUGCGGCCAGAUUUAUUAACCAUUCCUGCGACCCCAAUUGUUAUUCAAAGUGCAUUGAGAUCUUCGGCAAAAAGCACAUUGUGAUCUACUCUCAGAAGCGGAUUCGUAUUGGCGAGGAGCUGACGUACGACUACAAGUUCCCUAAAGAAGAGGUCAAAGUUCCGUGUACAUGCGGAGCAAGAAAAUGCCGCAGGUACCUCAACUGAACCUUCAGAAGACCGACGUGGAAGCUUGCUUCCGCUGUAUCAGUGGCAAAUGCAGAAGGCAUUCAAACAUAUGCCUCAUAGUAUUUGAAGUUUCAACCAAUUGCAGGCAAGAACAUCCCGACGCGUCUGGUAAAAAUAAAUAGUCCCUUUAACAUAAAUGACACAUCCCACUUCUUUGAGUAGAUGAGUGUGACGGUCCUUAACUCGCAAAUGUAAAAUAUAAUUACACAAUGAUAGUGCUGAUGUUUAUGGUAAUUAUUGCCGGAAGAGAGAAUGACAUGGAUAAAUAAAAAAGGAUAACUCAGAGGGACGGCUCUCCUUGCGAACAGUUACUGAAAGAAUUAGCUAGCGGCAAGGUCCUUUGCGUGACGUUUUUAUCAGCUUGAGAUAUGAGACCUCCCAGUACGCAGAUGUAUAAGAAAAGACUCAUCUGUUGAAAGUUGAUCUCUGAUCUUUUAGAUAUGUGUGUGUCUGUGUGUGUGUGUGUGUUUACAUAGAACGGACAAAAGUUCGCUCUAUAAGAAUUAAUUUUACUAGGACCUGAUAAAAAAUUAUAAAAAACUGUCGUUAACUUUCCAUGACGCAUGUAAAUGCUGUAAUUAACGCCGCCGAAGUGGGAAAAACAAUGACAGUUUUGAUUAUUGUCUAGAACGGUUACUAAAGCACAAAGCGCGAUGUAAUCAAUAUUAGCACCGAUGAUUCAGAACCAAAUCCUGGAUAUCGCAGUCAUCGUUCUCUCGCCCCCAUCGCCCACCCUUUUACAAUUACACACAUACACAAAAAUAUAGAUCAGCAAGCACAAACACGUUCUACUAUUUACCAUAUGUUUAAUGUACAUCGUAAAGACGUUUAUAUAAUUAUUAUUAUUAAUGUGCAUCAUACUUGCGGCGUAUAUUUAUGUACGUAUGUAUACGUGUUGUGACAUACAUCUCUGAUACGUGUGUUACUACACGGUAGACCUGCUGCUUAAUAUUACUGUCGAUGAUGAUGAAGCAGUUGUUGCACAUUUCGAUUUUAACUAACUUUGUGUUUCUUGAUCGCUUUGCCUGUUUCUUAAUUUUUUAGCUUAUAAGGCGCUACAAACUUGACUAUUCACUAGCAGCUAAACUAAAAAAAUACGAAAUGGACAUAUGGAUAGAGAGACGCAAAUGUUCCCUUACUAGUGAAAUAUCUGUAUAUUUAAGUUAUUCCAUAGUUACCAUAAUUUAGCAUGUUUUUCUAUAGCUACGACAUGUGUUUUUAACUAAGUUGCAUUCCACCGUUCGCAAAAUUAGAGGAAAUUGACCUAAUUUACGUUAUGCAGCAAAGAUAAUAGCGCACUAAGUGUUGCUAACCAUUCACAUAAGAACGAUUUGUCCCACAACCUGUAUGUGGCUUCCUUAAGCAACUCUAAAUUUCAGUCCAUUGUAAGUUAAGGCAAAAGGGGUAUUGCCUCUGUUGAAUGAUAAUCUCAAUAGCCCUGUUCGCACCUACAUUAUUAAACAUAGGGAUUGCUACAUAGUUGAGAUGGAAUAUCUCGAUAGGACCUACCAAAGUAAUGAACCUUCUAUCCACAAGCGAUGUUCUGUUCAUUUCUCCGUAGGAAUUGUGGUUAGAUCAAGAAAUGUUAUCAAAUUCAGUACCUUGAUAUCUGUACUGCCUUGAAGAUUCUGUGGCAACGCCGAACAACUGCUUUAACACAUUAAUAAUUUCUGCGUGAUUCGAUGACGACGUAAUUCUAGAAUAGAGGGCAAUAUUCUGGAGGACCGAGUUUGAAACGGCGUGUAUCGGGAACAAUAUUUGAGAAUCAUUGCAUGUAACCUAAUGGUAAAAUAGAUUUGAUUUUUGACAACGUGGUUUUGAGGCCCCAUACGUGCAUGUGAUAAUAUUGAGCGCCGACAAUGGACUUCCAGAGAAUGUAUGCAAUUCUUAUCUGUUCUGCCAUAUUGCAGUCGUGCUUUAAAUCUUAAGCCAAAAAGACCGUAAAUUAUAAUGACAGUGUUCCUAAGAUCAGCCUCUGAGUUCUUUAACCAUUAGCGGGGUUUUCUUCUAGCUAUGGAUCGUUACGACUUACUUACGUCUUUGAAAGACCGUAUGUCCAGAACACUGAAUUUUAUUUACCCGAUAUGCUAUACGCAGCUCACAAAAUCAUCUAUACAAAUUACAUAAACAAUACAAAUUACAUAAACUUCUACAACAUACAUUAUUCCUAUUUCUGCACAUUUAUACGUAAUUUGCCGGUUUUUUUCCAAUUAUGUUAUUAUUAUUAAUCAUCUCAUAUUAAAUGUUAUUGUCUUCGUUCACUUUAUAGUUCAUUCUCUACUAUGGUGGAUAUUUUAUGCUAAUUUAUUCUAGUUAAAUGGUGAUGUGAUAACUUACUGUAGUCUUCCAUGUCUCAUACUGAAUUGAGCUUGCAUUGAACCGCGAACUCUUGGUUUUCUUUGGACGCCACUUCACACACUGUUGGGAGCACAUCCGUAAAUAUACAUUUGGUCUAUUAAGUUGCUCGAGUAUACCAUAUUUCCUAAUAACAAUAAAUCAUUAAAGUGCACUGUCAUUCCUGUCUGAAUUAUUGGAAAAAAUUGCAGAUUCAAACUAUUAUGUAAUGAUUAUUGAAAAGCGCCAUGGUUGCAGCGACAGUCUUGUAUAUCUUACCUGAAUUUUACUGGCUGGAACCUCAGCAGGCGUAUACCCAUAAAACCAAAGAUAGCUUUGUUUUAUCACCUGUUUUUUUAUACAACGCUCUCAGUUUAUUCAGCCUCAGAACCGCAACGAUCUUAAAACAGCAUUUAGUUCAAGAGCGUUGCUCUAAAUUAAGAUGUUAUUCGGUAAGAGCGUUAAAGACCGAGAGUUUUCUCGGUUUGAAGCUCUGAAAAGCUCUCAGAGUCAACUGGCGAAUGCUAGUGAUAAAAUCAAAAAUAGAAAAUGAUUGUGCCUUUUCUAUAAUAAUUUCGAUUUGAGACAACUCUUUAAGCAAACUUAUUGCCCUUCUUAACAUAACAUGCUUACUAACGAACAUAUUCACUCUUCGAGACUCUGAAACAAUAUUUCGAUUGGUUUGCUUGUGUUUAUCGGUUGAGUUUUUGAUGUUGUAUUACGUUGAGGAAUAUUUUCUUGAUUUUACGAUACACCUCAGUCAAAUUGUGUUUGUCGUUUACUAACUACCAUAAAAGGUGACUACAAAAGUAAAACGUAAGACCCAUUACAACCUACCAUUAGAAGCCACGACGAAACAAAAUUAAAAGUCUAGUAAAUGUAGAAUUUACAGUAUCGUUGGAGAACAAUAUCAUCGAUCUCAAAUGAUAAAUACAAAAAACGUAACGACAAUUCCUUUUUCUUGAUUCAUUCUAUAGGAGAUGAUUGGCCUAAAUGGACGUCCUUCAUUGAGGCCAAAAUGUUUUUGUAAGAUAGGACGCUUCUUAUAGUACGGUUUCUUGAGAUCACGUGUCUAGCUUGAAAAGAUUACCACAUCUAUGUGCAUUUAAAAGUAUAAUACUCCGUAAGCAGCGUGAAGAAUGUACUAUAUUUACAAAAAUGCUUCCUCUAUGAAACAUUAUCAGAAGUAUAUCUUUUUCAUCGCUAGUACGAAUGUUCCACAAAUUAAAAAACCAACACAAGGUAUCUCUCAGAGCAUUCUAAUGGAUUUCCUGUGCACACAACACGUCAAUUACGUACCGUUAAGUAUGGUUAUAUGUAUCACACAGACUAACUUUUAGCAACCGAAUCUCAAUUACCGUUUUAAUAAAGUCCAACAUAUAACAGGAAUAAUAAAGAGUAGUCAACUACAACAGUUAGAUCUAGAACAUAUGCAAGUUAUUAGUACUCAGCUGCAAAACACGAAGAUAAAAAUGCGAGAGGUACAACUACGCGCACACACACAGUCACACGGGCUGAAUUGUGCUCUUUAUAGUCUGUCGUAAAAAAGAUUAGAUAUACAUAAAUUCUGUGUUCUUAAUUGAAUGGACGAAGAUAAAGAUAUCAUUAUUAAGAAAAGUAGGACGGGCGGCAGAUGGAAGAUGUUGCUUGAGAGGUCGACUCAGCGUACGGCAACUCCUUUUUCCCCGUAUCUUUUUUUUGGAACCCUGCUCAAGGAUUCUUGUAUGACACUAUAAAUGUCAACAUAACACAUUUUGAAAAUUGAUGUAAAUAGAGUUACUCAAAGAAACAAAAAGAGAAGUACUUACACGAUGGUAAAUGAGGCUGUUGUAAACUUCACACUUUUAUUGGGGUUUCUUUCUGAUAGACCUAACCGAAGACAAUUCCCAUAAGGAGCCAUAUAAAGCGGCAUUCGAUCUAAUGACAUCCUUGAGGCGCAUGUGAGUAUGAGCCAAUCUGCUGCUUUAAAUUUCUGUUAUUUUUUUGUCAAAAAUAAAUUUUUAUCAAGAAAGUAAAGCUAUGACCUUGAAUGCAGUAUGUACAUUUUCAGAAAAAGGUCUUUGUUGGCGGAACCACAUAUUUUUGGGCACAAAUAUUAAGCAGUACAGUUAUCAUUAUUAUCAUGAUGAUGGCUGCAAAUUGACGGACUGAAGCGGUUACAUCUUAUAUAUAUGCGCGAGCUGGCUCUAUGCCAACGGGUGGACUCACUUAUGUAUUGUAUCAUUCAUUUGUACAUUAUAUAUAUAUAUAUAUACACACAUAGCGAAAAAUUAGGAGCGAGCAACAUAAUAAUUAUAUUAAUAUUGAAUGAUACCGCGAGUCAUACGGGCGUGGUCACGUAGGUCUAAUCACGAAUAUUUAUGAUUGCUUAUACAAACUAAGCAUAUAUAUGUAGGCUUGGGAAUAUGUAAGAGAUUUGUAUGUCAAUGCGGCCAGUGUAUCGCUUUGCUUCUAUCGCUAUUAUUAGGAUACAAGUUAUUGAAGUAAUAAUAUAUGAAGCUGUAUCAGCAAUAGUUUUAAAUUUAAUAAUAGCUUUUUCUAGUAAUUAAGGCACACCAUCAGAUAAAUUUAUGAAGUGGGCCUAGUCUCGCAGCGCACUUGGUUCCGCCUUUUUUUUUGUUACUAAAUGGUCGAGUAACUCAGCUUGAGCACCUUCUACUGUAAAACCACUAAAAAAUGCUUCUAUUUUUCACCCUAUCUAAGCGAUCCUUUUUGAGAAGUUGGUCUUUUUUUUUUCAUAGAACAAGCUUGGUCUUCCAAUUUUGAAUUACCAUUGCACUUGGCCCAAUUAUCCACUAUUUGUCAAAGCCAUUAUGGGAAGAACGCAUCAUAUCACUUUACUUAAUAAUCUACCUUUCAUCAGAUAUCAAGGUAAUUUGUCUUUCUGUUAUAAUGUGUGUCUAGUAUGUCUUUUUUACACUACUACAUGUUAUCUUGGUAGGACCACGUAUGCAGUCGACUUGAAUGGAUUGUGCUGUUUUAAACUACAAUUGGUGGCAAUUGGUUGCGCAUGGCUGGUACGCCUCUCAAUAGUCAUAUGAUCUGCCUCUUCCCUGAACUGUACUAAAAUAUCCAGCGAACAACGAGCACCAUGUAAAUAUCGAUGAUGAUAAAAAUAAUAUGGGUAAUGUAAGUUAUUCUGUCAAGUAAAUAAAUUAUUCGUGAACUAUGCA
Messenger RNA from Varroa destructor (honeybee mite), 12153 nucleotides. RefSeq lists its product as uncharacterized. Lineage: Eukaryota; Metazoa; Arthropoda; Arachnida; Mesostigmata; Varroidae. The record is from RefSeq and is a predicted model, not a curated record. Gene Ontology annotation, molecular function: protein binding.